AUGAACGUCAAGCCGCAUAAGCAGUCCAUGUCCGAGCUCAAGCUGCGACGACUCACAGAGCACAAUCAGCGAUUGAAGGAGGACCUUGAGCGACCUCGUAUCCGCGUAUCAGAGGCCAGUCAAAGCCUCAUCAACUACUGCAAGAGCACGCGCGACUGCCUCGUCCCCUCCGUCUGGGGCCCUGUCAGCAAGGGCGAAGACCCGUACGCGCCCGCCGGCGGAGGAUGCAACUGUGUUGCCAUGUAG
Kalmanozyma brasiliensis GHG001 is the source of this 246-nucleotide messenger RNA. Its product is annotated as G-protein gamma-like domain protein. The transcript has 2 exons. Gene Ontology annotation, cellular component: heterotrimeric G-protein complex. Gene Ontology annotation, biological process: G protein-coupled receptor signaling pathway. Gene Ontology annotation, molecular function: G-protein beta-subunit binding. The coding region runs from base 1 to 246 and encodes 81 amino acids. The record is from RefSeq and is a predicted model, not a curated record. Lineage: Eukaryota; Fungi; Basidiomycota; Ustilaginomycetes; Ustilaginales.